GCGUUGCCACCACAGCAAGCGACGAACUGCCAACUUAACGCAACUGCCUCAUUCCUUUUCACAUUCUUCGCCGAGAAGUAAAAUUCUUAAUUUGUGAAUAAAAACGUGUUUCAACCAAACACCAGCCGAAUUCAGUAACAGACAGCGCAACAGCAAAUAGCAAACUCUUAGCGAAGUAAAAUGCCUAAGAAUAAAGGAAAAGGUGGCAAAAAUCGUCGUCGUGGAAAGAAUGAAAAUGAAUUCGAGAAGCGCGAGCUAAUCUUCAAAGAGGAUCAACAGGAGUAUGCGCAAGUGACCAAAAUGCUGGGCAAUGGUCGUUUGGAGGCAAUGUGCUUUGAUGGCGUCAAACGUCUGUGUCACAUUCGGGGGAAACUUCGUAAGAAGGUAUGGAUAAAUCAGGGUGAUAUCAUAUUGGUCGGCUUACGCGACUACCAGGACUCCAAAGCUGAUGUCAUUUUGAAGUAUACACCAGAUGAGGCCCGAAAUUUGAAGACAUACGGCGAAUUUCCAGAAUCGGUGCGCAUCAACGAGACAGUCACAUUCGUCGAGGACGGCUUCGAUGAGGACAUUGAGUUCGGCGAUGAGAUUAGUUCAGAGGAUGAUGCUGAUUCUGUCGAUAAUAUCUGAUUAACAAGAAAUAAGCCAGCAGCGGCGGUGACGGCAGCGACGGCAGGAUUUUCAGUUGCAAUCAUGGCAACAACAACAAUAACAUCAGCAGCAGCCGAGUCAGUUCAAGAGAGUAGGGAAUUAAAUAAAUUGUAAAAAGCGACCACAACUAAGACGUACAUACAACUCUCCCCCGUAGCCCUCAUAAACACCAACACAUAUAAAUAUAUAAAAGCGGCGGUGCGACACAGCAACAACUACAACAAUUUAGAAAUCAAAACUAUAUAUAUUACUUUCCUGAUUUAAACUUAACCACUCAAAAUUUAAAUGUUCAAUUUAGCCGCAUAAAUGAAAUAAGUAACAAAUGUAAACCAAUAGUAGAACUGUUAUACAAAAUAAUGCAAAAAAAAAUUAAGAGAAAAAAUUAAAAUUAUUAUUUGAAUUAAAAAAAAGCUAAAAAAAACAAA
This is a messenger RNA of Scaptodrosophila lebanonensis, 1073 nucleotides long. It is a transcript of the gene eIF1A, whose product is annotated as eukaryotic translation initiation factor 1A, X-chromosomal. The transcript has 3 exons. Lineage: Eukaryota; Metazoa; Arthropoda; Insecta; Diptera; Drosophilidae. Gene Ontology annotation, molecular function: RNA binding; translation initiation factor activity. Gene Ontology annotation, biological process: translational initiation. Bases 181 to 627 code for a protein of 148 amino acids. Gene Ontology annotation, cellular component: cytoplasm. The record is from RefSeq and is a predicted model, not a curated record.